ACACACACACACGCACAAACGCGAACGGUUAUUUUCGGUUGAUUGUGAGACAAACACCAAACAAGGAGAGGAUGAGGCGAGGAGGGCAAUCCAGCAUGUCGAGCCAACGCACCGAGGACCUGUUGGAGGGAGAGAACGACAAGGAGCUGGGCUCCCUCUUCAGCAAAGUGUCCCAACUCAAAGAGGUCACAAUCGGUAUUGGAGAUGAAGUUCGGAGACAAAACAGCUUCCUCGACGACAUGUCGGGAUCGUUUGAGGAUACAGCGUCGCUGUUGGGCAUCUCCAUGAGAAAAGUGAAGGCGCUCACCAACUCCAGCAGUGGCCGAAUCAUGUGUUACAUCGUCGGGUUCGCCGUUGCUGUCUUCUUUGUCAUCUACGUGCUGAUCAAAUGAUGAUAACGCACCACCGUUGAGGGCCUCGCAGUGCAGUCGUUCGUCGGUGUGUUCCUACCCUGGUCGUGCUUCCCAUAUGCAUCGCGGAUCUGGUUUCGCUUUGAACGUGAGGGCUGUUUGUUUGUUGGUUCGUGCGUGCUAAGCACUGCACAUGGCCAUUUUGCUCUCACAGACGUUAAGUUCACACCACGUGUGGCACUUCUCCGAUGAUCAGGACCCGCUUUGCUUUGCACCCUCACGUGUGUACCUUUGCUUCUCCCCAGCUCCCAUUCCUUGAACUGGUCACCGAGAGCGGUGUGUAAAGUUAAAUGACAUAUCAACCAAUAAGCAAGCAAGCAAGCAAG
This is a messenger RNA of Salpingoeca rosetta, 736 nucleotides long. RefSeq lists its product as uncharacterized. The record is from RefSeq and is a predicted model, not a curated record. Lineage: Eukaryota; Choanoflagellata; Craspedida; Salpingoecidae. Bases 72 to 392 code for a protein of 106 amino acids. The transcript is spliced from 4 exons.